GCGCGCUGCACAUCCACUUCCGUGUUUAUGACACUGAGGGCGCGUGAGCCGCAGCCGGGUUUCUGUGUUGUCUGAUUAAAUUGCGGUGAUGCGCCUCCGAGUUUUGUGUCUUUUUUGUGUUUUUGGCUUCGUGUCAUUACAGUAUGUCCCUCCAUACACGGAGGACUGUCAGACGGGGAUGUACCCCCCCAGUGGCCCAACAUUUAAAGGUGCAGUCACUUGGUACACUGUCAACCUCGACUUGCCCCCAAGCAAAAGAUGGACAGAAAUCAUCACGGAUAAGAAGAAUGAUCUGAUCAGCAUGGUCCAGGCCAUCAGAGAUCUGGCAGAUGCCUUCGUCCCUAGUGGGCGUCUCGAGGAGUUCAUUGACGAGGCUUUGCCCUUGAUGAUCGACACUCUUCCGUAUCCUUUCAACGAAGAGAUUAAAGGAAUCGCAACAGCAUCCGGAGUUCCUCUGGGCGAGGUCAUUCUUUUCAACAUAUUCUAUGAGGUUUUCACCGUGUGCACCUCGCUGGUCGCUGAAGAUCCUGACGGAAACCUCCUUCAUGCUCGGAAUCUGGAUUUCGGACUUUUUAUGGGUUGGGACAUGAAGAACAAGUCAUGGGUGAUCACGGAGAAGCUGAAGCCUCUCGUGGUGAAUGUGGACUUCAGGAGGAACAACAACACCGUAUUCAAAUCCACAAACUUCGCCGGCUACGUGGGAAUGCUCACCGGCAUCCGGCCUUACGUGUUCACCCUGACGAUGAACGAAAGAUUCAGCUUGGACGGUGGCUACAUCGGAAUUCUGGAGUGGAUCGUGGGGAAGAGAGACGGCAUGUGGAUGAGCUUCCUGACUCGCUUCGUCUUAGAAAACGCCACCAGCUAUGAGGAAGCUAAGAAUCUGCUGUCCGACACGAAGCUGUUGGCUCCUGCUUACUUCAUUCUGGGAGGCAACCAGAGUGGCGAGGCGUGCAUCAUCACCCGCUCCCGAACACAAAACCUCAACCCUCUAGAGCUGGAUGUUAAGCAGGGCCGUUGGUAUGUGUUGGAGACAAAUUAUGACCACUGGAAGGCGCCACUGUUCCUCGAUGACCGCAGAACACCGGCGAUGAAGUGCAUGAAUCAGACCACACAGGCCAAUAUCUCCAUAAAGACGGUCUACGACGUCCUGUCCACUAAGCCGGUCUUAAACAAAUUAACUACAUACACAACACUAAUGGAGGUGUCGAAGGGGAAGUUGGAGUCGUUUAUCCGGGACUGUCCGAGCCCCUGCAUGCCGUGGUAAAAGCUCAGACGCGUCCCUCAGCGCUUCUCCAGAACGUUGUUUUACUCAGUGCAUGUGCCUUAUUGAGAUUGCUCGUCCCUCAAACCUUCACAGUGAUCGUUUUAUUCUAAAAUUAAUAUAAUAAAAUGGAAGCCAUGAAUUUCAUUAAGCACUACUGCGGUGAUUUUCAUUUUAAUUCUGUAUAAAGGACUAGAUUUAGUACUAGAUUUUACUUCUGUGGCUCAGAUUUUAUCGUUAACGUGACGUGUAGAAUGUAAACAGGAGUAUUGUGAAUAUCAUAAAUGAAUUGAUUUAUAUUAGAGCUAAUGGCAGUAAAAGGUUUUAUGAUGCAUUUUACUCACUAAGGCCUAGUUUUAUCAGCACAGAGGGACAAAUUAAAACCUUAUCAAUGCAAUAUGUACUGAAUGAAUUUGUUAGGAUUUCUUGGAAGUAUUCAACAAUAGGACAAUUUGUUUACAAAUCAUGUAUUAGUGUGUGCGCAUAAUUAAUUAUUUUUUCCCAUGUGAGUGUUUUUAUGUUUAAGGAUGUUGUGUUAUCUGAAUGUUCGUAGCUUGGCUUCCUAACACGUGUGUUUCUGCUCACUACACAAAACACCAAUAUAAUCUCUAUCCUAUCUACACUUUGAUGUAAAAAAAAAAACUGACUGAUUUAUGAUGGUGAUGAUGAGAAUGAUAAUAAUGUGUUUCCUGUGAAUCAUCAUCUUCCACUUCGUAAUUUACGCUUCUAGAACUCAAUGCUACAUGUACGAAGAAGUAAUUCUACAAUUACAGUAAAGAUUCUUGCUGGAACACGUUACUAUGGUAAUGUUUUGACAGGCGGCGCUAAGUGGAGGCUCAUGAUGUCGUAUCACGAGCUACAGAUCGUCAGAAUUGUUGUGUCAGUUAAUAAAGUGAGACGUAAAUAAAGUAAAAUUUUGUUCUUGCA
Messenger RNA from Neoarius graeffei (lesser salmon catfish), 2188 nucleotides. RefSeq names its product N-acylsphingosine amidohydrolase (acid ceramidase) 1b (gene asah1b). Gene Ontology annotation, cellular component: lysosome. Gene Ontology annotation, biological process: fatty acid metabolic process. The coding region runs from base 89 to 1264 and encodes 391 amino acids. The transcript is spliced from 14 exons. Gene Ontology annotation, molecular function: N-acylsphingosine amidohydrolase activity; fatty acid amide hydrolase activity. The record is from RefSeq and is a predicted model, not a curated record. Lineage: Eukaryota; Metazoa; Chordata; Actinopteri; Siluriformes; Ariidae.